Lactuca virosa is the source of this 393-nucleotide messenger RNA. Lineage: Eukaryota; Viridiplantae; Streptophyta; Magnoliopsida; Asterales; Asteraceae. The record is from the annotation of a GenBank genome assembly.
AUGUUUGUCACAAACGACGAUGUUUGGAAGACCAUCGUUUGUUCUCUCGUCAUCUGGUUUAGUGGUGGUGCUUGCGAGAUAACCGACACGCCACUGACGUUGACCAUCGUUAUUGAUGCCGUGUUGCUUGAUAUCGUCGUCACUUGUUGGGUUUGCGCGGAGACAUUUUGUGUCAAUACAACGGCGGAUAACGUUGGUCCUUUAGUGAUUGGUCUCCAUAAUCCGCUCAUUGGAGCAAUAGUUAUUGUUGAGCCGUCUUGUUGUGGUGUUUUACCGGUAACUGGUGUGAAGAUGGGAGCAAUAAUUGGUUCCAACGACAUCAUAGGCCUGAUGGGGCUCGUCGAUGUCCUACCAGCUCCACCGGUGUCACCGGAUGCCAUCUUCAGGUGUUGA